UGCUGCCUACUUCUGUAUAUAAUGGAUCCACACAGCACAGCACAGCACAGCACAGAAAAGAUCACAUUGGAUAGAGUGCAAGGGAAGCAAUGUUCCCAACGGUGCAGAGAAUGGACGCUGGCAUGGACCUGCUCCACAGCUCCGGGGUGGAGAUGGUGCAGUUUCUGCAACUGAAUUACAGAGACUCCCAGAGCUGGUUCACUUUUAUCUCUGUCGCUGCUGAUCUCAGAAACACUUUCUAUGUUUUCUUCCCUAUCUGGUUCCACCUGUGUGAGGCAGUGGGCGUCAAACUCAUCUGGGUGGCUGUCAUCGGAGACUGGCUCAACCUCAUCUUUAAAUGGAUAUUAUUUGGCCAGAGACCUUACUGGUGGGUUCAUGAAACUUCCUACUAUGGCAAUUUAUCUGUUCCUGUGUUGGAGCAAUACCCCAUUACUUGUGAAACUGGGCCAGGAAGUCCCUCAGGCCACACCAUGGGGUCAGCUGGGAUUUGGUACGUGAUGGUGACAGCAAUAGUGACAAGCACGUUUCAGAAAAAGCAACAUUGCCUCAGAAGCUGGUGUCUCCGUGCUUUUUUGUGGGGAGUGUUCUGGGUGGUUCAGGUCUGUGUCUGUGCAUCCAGAGUCUUUGUAGCUGCACAUUUUCCUCAUCAAGUCUUCAUGGGGGUCAUCUCAGGAAUGAUUGUGGCGGAGAUGUUUGGCCGGAUUAAUGCAAUCUACAAUAUAAGCCUCAAGAAGUAUCUGCAGAUCACUCUCUUCCUGUUCUCCUUCGCUCUGGGCUUCUACCUGCUGUUGAAAGUGCUGGGAGUCGACCUGCUGUGGUCAGUGGAGAAAGCCCAGAGAUGGUGCGCCCGAGCAGAGUGGAUCCACAUUGACACCACUCCCUUUGCUGGGCUGGUCAGGAACAUGGGAGCCUUGUUUGGAUUGGGAUUAGCUCUGAACUCACCCAUUUAUGCUGAGAGCUGCAAGGGAAAGAGAGGCCAGCAGUUCUGCUUCCGGAUAAGUUGCAUUGUGGCCUCACUGAUUGUCCUGCACCUGUUUGACUCUGUGAAGCCCCCAGCACAGAAGGAACUUUUGUUUUAUUUCCUGUCCUUCUGCAAAAGUGCUGCCGUGCCUCUGGCAGCUGUGGCAAUCAUUCCCUUCUCAGUGUCGCAAGUUAUGAACCAACAAGAGAAAAAAGUGCUCUAGGUGUCUGCAACUCAAAUAUUUGCCCAUUAAUACAGAAGCCACUCGCCAAAUCAAAUCAGUUUGACUUUGGCUAGUUGUACUUUGAGACAGAAUUUAAACUCAGCUUGUCAAAGAUACAAGGGCAGCAGGUUUGCAUUGAACAGAGUGGUCUUGUUUAACAUGUAAUAUAACCAGAUGAUCCAGAAAAAAAUCUACGCAGCAGAGGUGUCCUGAGAAUGAAUUUACAACAUAGAUUGACAUUUGCAUUUUUAAUUGCAAUCUGUUUUUGUAAUCUGGUUCUUCUGUUAAAUUACAUAUUGUCUGAAUCAUACUAUCACCCUGCACAUCAUGAGCAAGAAAAAGGUUAUGUUUUGGACACUGGUGUUUUGCAUUCCCUGGGCUCCUGGUCAAUUAGGCUAUUUGUUGAAAGGAAAUGUUGAAGCCUCCUGAUCACCCAGUGGGAAUCUGUGGGCAUGAUGUGUUGCAAAACAAUCUUUUCUUCUCUAUUGAGUCAAUUGCUUUUGUCAGGGUUACCUGGGUCAGAGCUCCAACUCCUUACUGUUAGUCUCUGCGGAACAAGAACAGUGUGAGUCAGUCUGUGGUGGACUAUUCUGCCAAUACUUAAUCAAAAUGCUUACACAUGAAGAAAAGGCCAAUCAGAGGCACAUUGUUCUCUGGGGAGUUGGAGUAAGAAAGAGAGAGAAAAAUGGUGUUGCUUUUAAUGUGUAUAUUUCUUUGUUUGGCAUGAGUGAUAAGAUAAAGGGAACUCUGCUCAUCGCUGUAUACUGCUGGUAAAGAGCUGCUGUUCUAUAGGGACCCACCUCUUCAAAGCUAGUUCUGUAAACAAGGACUUGAAAAUGUACAUACCUCGAAUGCACUGUGAAUGCAAUGGGAUAAAGCAAUUCUUUUCUGACCGGAUGGAUGGUUAUUUAUUGUAUGCGGGUGGUUUUUAUCAUAGAGAUAGAGAAAUCUGUUAGGUGCUUCAGAAGAACAAUUAGCAAAAUACUGCAGAUGCUGGAAAUCUGAAAUGAAAAUAGUAAAUGAUGGUAACAGUAGGUCAGGGAAUAUCUGUGGAGACUGAAACAGAGUUAGUGCUUCAGACUGAUAGAUCUUUCAUCAUAGCUGGAUGAAAAAUGUCACCGUUUUGUUCUUUUUCAUUAUGUGCUUCUUUGAAUAAUUUGUAUGGAAGUUUUUAUUGUAAUAAAUAUUUUGAAAGGAAA
Molecule: messenger RNA, 2383 nt
Organism: Pristis pectinata (smalltooth sawfish)
Lineage: Eukaryota; Metazoa; Chordata; Chondrichthyes; Rhinopristiformes; Pristidae
Product: glucose-6-phosphatase catalytic subunit 1-like
Exons: 5
Coding region: 90-1184 (364 amino acids)
Biological process (GO): glucose 6-phosphate metabolic process; gluconeogenesis
Cellular component (GO): membrane
Molecular function (GO): glucose-6-phosphatase activity
Source: RefSeq, a predicted model, not a curated record